AAUUAUCGAAUCGAAAUCGAAUUUAUUUAUCGAAAAUUAGGUUUCUAAUUCCAUCCCUAAUUGAAGAAGUGUUCAAACAUCGGAUCAAAUCAUCAAACAAUCUCAGGUUUCCGAACGAAAAACAAAUCAGAUUGAAAGAAGAUGGUCAGUAGUAUACCAUUGUUUCUGAUGGGCUGCGGCGGCGUUGGCCGCCAACUCCUCCGCCACAUCAUCUCAUGCCGGCCAAUUCAUUCCAAACAGGGGGUUAGGCUGAGAGUGGUGGGAGUUUCCGACAGUAAAUCCAUGGUGGCUGUACCUGAUAUUUUAACCUCCGAAUUUCAUGACGAUUUUUUACUCAAACUCUGCAAAUUGAAAUCCAGUGGGGCUUCUCUGCACGAAUUGGCUAAUUCUGGUGAAUGCCAAGUUUUUUCGGGUCAAGAAAUUGCGAUGAAAGUCGUCGAUUUCGCUUCUACUCUACGUGAAUUGAGUGGGUUGACCCUCGUUGACUGCUCAGCAAGCGCUCAAACUAUUGCCAUGCUUAGUGAAUUAGUGAACUUAGAACGUUGUUGUGUGGUGUUAGCAAACAAGAAGCCUCUUACUUCUUCACUGGAAUAUUAUGACAAGUUGGUGUCACAGCCUCGACGGAUUAGACACGAGUCAACUGUUGGUGCUGGUCUUCCUGUAAUAUCAACUAUAAAUCGUAUUAUUUCGUCGGGAGAUCCAAUUUUCCGUAUCAUUGGAAGUUUGAGUGGUACACUUGGUUACGUGAUGAGUGAAGUUGAAAGUGGAAGACCCUUUAGCCAAGUUGUUACUGCUGCAAAAAGCCUUGGAUACACCGAACCUGAUCCACGAGAUGAUCUCAGCGGAAUGGAUGUAGCUAGAAAGGCACUGAUACUUGCUCGACUUCUUGGACAUCGCAUCAACUUAGACAGCAUCAAGGUUGAAAGCUUGUACCCUGUGGAAAUGGGACCCGAUGUAAUGCCCCUUGAAGAAUUUCUAGUGAAUGGCCUACCGAUUCUUGAUAAUGAUAUUAAAAAGCGGAUAGAUAUUGCUUCUUCAAAUGGAAAUGUUUUACGAUAUGUUUGUUUGAUCGAGGAAUCCAGGUGUGAAGUUGGAAUACAAGAAGUUGCGAAGGAUUCACCUCUGGGUCGAUUGAAAGGAAGUGAUAACGUGUUGGAGAUAUAUAGCCGGUGCUAUAGGGAACAACCGUUGGUUAUUCAAGGUGCCGGAGCAGGGAAUGACACUACUGCUGCCGGUGUUCUUGCUGAUAUUCUCGAUAUACAAGACCUUUUUCGACAUUAAACUUAUUUAUGUUUUCGAAAUUUCACAAGGCAAGAAGAGAGUAUUAGGUAGACAGAGAUGUUUUAUUUAUUUUUAUUUUUAAUUUUUUUAAGUGAGUUUUGGGAGAAUUGUUAUGACACAUCAAAGGAUGUGUUGUUUUAGCUUGAGAACGUGUGAUAAAUAUAUUAUCUUUCCAGGAUUUUCAAAAAUAAAAA
Messenger RNA from Erythranthe guttata (spotted monkey flower), 1475 nucleotides. Its product is annotated as Glyceraldehyde-3-phosphate dehydrogenase-like family protein. Gene Ontology annotation, molecular function: homoserine dehydrogenase activity. Gene Ontology annotation, biological process: aspartate family amino acid biosynthetic process. NCBI's taxonomy places the organism in Eukaryota, Viridiplantae, Streptophyta, Magnoliopsida, Lamiales, Phrymaceae. The record is from RefSeq and is a predicted model, not a curated record.